GUUUGUGUUCAAAUUGAUUGUAGUUAAAUUGCUGGUGAUGGAGUUUUAUGCUAAAUGUUAGUGCUUUGUUGAAACAUACUGUACCCUGUAAAAGUCUGUUUGUUGUUUUCCUGCCUGGGAAAAAUGAGUCCAGAAAUUAUCAGAGCUGCUUUGAUUGUAUUUGAAAAUUGAUGAUUGAAAAACAGAGGCUCCCAAAGAAGUGAAACAGAGAUAUUCAUGGUGGCCGGAGAGUUGCUGAGUCGUGUAGUGCGUGUAUGUGUUUACACAAAACCAGAUGGAGCUCUGGUAAUGGUGGAUAGAACCUGUGGUUUUGUUUGCUCUGAAUAUAAGUUAUAAUACCAGCACCCCCUAAAAAGUAAAAACACACACUACACAGAAUUUUAAAACGGACAUGGCUCUGGGGGCUGUCUGCAAUUUUUUUGUGGAUGUCUAAAAUAAGAAUUAAAAAUUAAUCUGUCCUUUAGUCCAGCCAACCUUCUUGAAACAUGUGCAACACUAAAAUAAAUUUUUGUUGUUUGUUCUCUCUUCUGGGCUUCUUUAGUUUAUGAUUCCCAAAUGGCCUUAAAUGCUAAAUAUCAGGGCUUUUCAUACUGUAAUGUAUCACUACAUCUGGUACUACUUACUUAUGGUAGAAUUAGAUUUGAUAUGUUUUGUUUAGGAAUGUAUUGUCUCGUGGGAAUGUGGUGCCAAUGCCAUUUAGUUUUCUUGUGCAGUAAAAAAACCAGUUGGCCUCAUUUUUGGAACCUUCUCUUUUACGUGAAGUGACAGAAUUACUGCAAAACUGCAAAGCUUAUCUCUGUACUUCAUCAUCCGGGGGUGGUGCUUUUUUUCAGUUUCUCCCACCUGUCAAGCUGAUUCCUUUUUCCCUGUUUCUCUGCUUCCGUUAUGGUAUUUUGUCUUCCUCUUCACAAGAAUUAAAGGGUAGGACUCUUUUCUCUGUGACACUUUCUGUUUCUCUUUUGAGGCUCUGUGUCGUCCUUCACCUAUUGUUCCUUCUUCAUUUCGUGUUUGCUUGUUUGAAAAACUGUUAAUUAGCCUUAGAUUGUUCAUAUUGUUGAAAAUUUGGGUCCUUUCUUUCACAUUUGGAUUUCUUAUUGCUCACUGAAAUGUGUGGAACAUUUAGCACUGAGAACGCCUUUCUUACUACUUCUUCCUUGAAAUAUCUAGGCUGGCUUUACUCGCCCCAGUGUUUCUGGAUGUGGGUUCUUUAGUCCUCAUUAUGUCCAUCUAGGUCCUUGUUUGAAUUUGUUUGUUGAAUCUAUAUUGAAAUUUCCCUGAGGAACAUGGAGAAUGUUCAUGACAGAGCAAAUGGAAAUGGGGUGGUUGAAAAUGGCCACUGCACCGCAACAAGGCAUUACGAUUACCAGUCAAGCAGCUGCACCAUCAAGUCUUCUUUAUCUUGGCUUGAUUUGAGGGUUUUUUAUGUCAGACUUUGCAAGUGUGAGAUUGAUGAGUCAAGUACUCCAGAAUUCCUUACCUUCAAUCAUGUUCCUCUCAACCGCGAUACACUUCUGGAAGUAAAUGGUGUUAGGACAAGCCUCUAUUCAGAUGGUGUGUCUACUGUAUUGAGAAGAGAUAGGGUAGAUAAGAAGUCGGAAGAAGUUACCUUCGUUAGUACUGAUAGUAUUAGAAUGACAGGAAGUGUGAAGUUUGAGGUUUUCGAUAAGGAUGUUCUUGUGUUAUCAGGAUCAUUGGAAGCUUGUGACAGUAAUGGAUAUAACGGAGGAGAAUCAAGACAUUAUGAGCAUCACUGGAGUAUGAAUUGCGGGUCGGGUAUACUACACGAAACUGGCCUCAAUCAGUAUGCCAAUUCGGAACAAGGCUCACCAGCUAUCGAAGUAUAUGUGGCCGGUAGUUUCUUGGGUAGUCCAAUUAUACUGACCAAGACUCUGCAUUUUAGUCUAAGAAGAAAGCAGAUGAGGAAGACAAUGCUGGAUUCCAUUCCAGAAUAUGAGGCCAGUGAAUACCAGAAAGAUAGUCCAUCAUCUACCCUUCAAAUGCAGAUGAAAUGGAAGUGUUCAUAGUGAAAGAAACUGCAUUUUACAUAGCAAGAUGAUUCUGUGUUAACCUCUGGCAGUCAUACAAAGCCGACUCUUGAUACUUCGCAAUGAAGGUUUCUGAUUUGCAAUGUAGAUUCGGGGGUACCACAAUAUAGUAUUGCAUUGACUAACAAUAAGAAGGUCGAGUAAAGGGGUUGGAAUGAUCUUGUUUGAUUAUUACACAGGCUGGUGAUUCCCCGGAAUUUGUGUUUCCUCGUCCCGUGUUACUUUAAUAAACUAAAUGGCAGCAUUAUCCCAUUGUUUUCAGUGUCUUCCCACAUGUGUUUGCUGCGGUUUUCUUUACCAUUUGAUCAUCUCCAAGCAUGAAAAAUAGAUUCUUAUGCAUAGUAUGCAGCCAUACAAGAAUAAUAGUAAAUUAGUAAUCUAUAAGGAUCUUAGGAUCAGCAUUCCUAAUCUAGAGCAAGAACCGCGCUAUGGUUUCCGAAAGCCCUUGUCUAUGUUUCUAGUGACAAUCAAUAGUCUGCUGUUAAGAGUUUAAUGCUCCUUUCAGUAACAGCAACACUGUUUCCUUGAACGGUUCAACCAUUGCAGGUUGCAGAGGCGAAUGACUUUAAGCCGGAAAAUGAAGAUUACAACCACCCUUAUCCCCUAUACUUUGAUGGAGAGGAUGAAGAAUUGACUUGGUUUAAUGCAGGAGUUAGGGUAGGCGUGGGAAUUGGCCUUAGCAUUUGUGUUGGAGUUGGAAUAGGGGUGGGAUUAGUUGUGAAAGCGUACCAAGGAACCACAAGAAACUUCAGGAGGAGGAUAUUCUGAAAUAUCUGAUCACCAUGUUUGUUAGUUGUUACUAAAGUCCAGUUUCUUGCAUCAUGAUCUCUGGUGAAGCACGCCAGCCCUUUAUGUUUGAUCGCCUAACCGAAAUAACCCUGUUAGUUUUUGUCUAGAGGUACUUCUCAUGGAUGAUGGAACCAUGUAACAGAAUAACAUAACCUGUUAAUCAGUGUUAGAUCUUCUGUGAGGGUCAUUGUAAUUUGUAAUUCAACUACUUCGUCUUCAGGAAAACACAGUACAAUCAAUCCGUUUUCCUUUUCUGUGGAGUCUGUAAGAAAUGCUGUUUCUAAUGAUCUUUGUUCAAAACAAAAGCAGGUUGAAACCAGUCACAUUUUGACUCGAUUUACA
Molecule: messenger RNA, 3176 nt
Organism: Oldenlandia corymbosa var. corymbosa
Lineage: Eukaryota; Viridiplantae; Streptophyta; Magnoliopsida; Gentianales; Rubiaceae
Source: the annotation of a GenBank genome assembly